Messenger RNA from Syzygium oleosum, 667 nucleotides. RefSeq lists its product as uncharacterized. The record is from RefSeq and is a predicted model, not a curated record. Bases 136 to 531 code for a protein of 131 amino acids. Lineage: Eukaryota; Viridiplantae; Streptophyta; Magnoliopsida; Myrtales; Myrtaceae. The transcript has 3 exons.
CCGUCUUCUUGCACUUGCAAUUUCCUUCUCCAACAAAGGCCCAAAAACCCCCCACCAGCUCACGCGCUUCCGCCCUUUUGCGACGACGACGACGACGACGGUGAGCCGCCCCCGCACCGAAGAUACUCCGGCGAAAUGGACUCCCACGCACCGGCUCCGAGCGGCGAUUGCGGCGGGACGUGGUGGACGGACGAGAAGCACCUGCAUUUCCUGGACUCGCUCGAGUCUUCUUUCCUGCGCGCGAUGCUUGUCAGAAGGAGCAACCGCCCCGUCCUCCGCCUCGAUCGUCACUUGCCCGACAGCAGCGACUCGACCAGCGAUUUGGCUCCUCCUGGGACGAGGAAGAGGAGGACAAGCCGAGAUGUUUGCAGAUUGGGCGGCCCUGCUGCGAAGAAGUCGAGGCGUUCACGUCGGCCGUGUAAUCUUCCAUGCGACGAUGAUCAGGUAGUCCCCCAAAUCGCGAAAAGAGCAGCUGACGAGGAGGAAGAAGACCCCACCAAUGUACAGGCUUCCCAAGCCAGACCCACCUGAGAAAAGACCAAAGACAAUAUCCACUGUUCCUGAUUCCUUUUCACUUUCUUUUCUGGUCUGCCGUUGUUGGAAUGCAAUAUAAUAACACUAGGGAGAGAUAGAUAAUCAUGGGUGAGUUUCUUAGGAUAAGAGAAAA